Molecule: messenger RNA, 1536 nt
Organism: Macrosiphum euphorbiae (potato aphid)
Lineage: Eukaryota; Metazoa; Arthropoda; Insecta; Hemiptera; Aphididae
Source: the annotation of a GenBank genome assembly
AUGGAAUUCACGGUGAUCAACUCUGACGUCGGGCGGUUUAGCCGAGACGACGAUUAUCAUAACGAUUCGGAUGCAUCGUCGACACGAAAAUUCAAAGACGUCGGUUGUCUGGAUCUCAGUUGUUCGAAUAUACUGCACAUAGCCAAUUUGUGUUUGAUAUCGUCCACCAAUCUUACGUCGUUAAAAUUACCGGUCAACCGUAUUGAUAAAAUUUGCAAUCUUGAUGCCUAUACAAACCUUGUCGAGUUGGAUCUUUCUCAUAACCAUAUUAAGCAGAUCGAAAAUCUCCAGGGAUUAGUUAAAUUGCGGCGUUUGACUUUAAACCACAAUCCAUUGACAAACGUACAAAAUUUGGAUACUCAACGUAAUUGUUUGGAAAUGCUAGACAUAGGAUAUUGCAAAAUAGCCGAUUAUAAAUUUACUUUGUACUUAAGAAAGUUUACGAACCUCAUAUCGCUAAUAGUAGAAGGUAACCCGUGCCAAACUGAACCCAUUUACUCCGAACGGACAUUAAUACUGUCAAUUGUACAAUCAUUACUGGUGUACAAUAAUAAAACUGUUACGGUUGAAGAAAGAAAAGAAGCUUUCGACACCCACAGUCAAUUGAUUGCUAUGCUAGAAAAAAACGACAAGAAAUGGAAACGGAUGUCCGUGGACGAGCAAUUGCGACUAGAACGGAUGGCGGGCAGGAAGGACGCGUUUUUAGAUGGAAUCCCGGAAGGCGAAGACGUCGAUUUCAACGUCAACGUAUUUCGCAACACGACCGUGGAACAAGUUCUGAUGGAAAACAGCCGUUACGGGAUCCAUAACGUUUACAGAGGAUACGCGGACAACUUUAGGCGACUGAUAACCGAAAUAACGAAAGCUGCGGAGACUAGCCGCGGGAUCCGUGCCCGACUGGUCGACGAAUUCCACUGCGAUUUGCGGCAGUUGAUCGACGGCGGCGUGGACGAAAGCAGAAAGUGCGUUUCGGAGUUUGCGGAGUACAAGAAACGUGUGGAAUUCAAUUUGUCGGCAGGCAGCGGUGAGGGUGUAAGUCCAUCGACGAACGCUGACGCUGGAUGCGGACGUUUCGGUGAGAGGACGCGAGUAACGUGGCUCACGCUGAUGGGCCAUGAGGACCAAUUGUCUAGGAAAAUAACGAAAAUGAUUGGAGAAUUGCGGGACUUACUUGAAAAGCAGAUAGUCGAAUUCAAACAGUUGGUCAACAACCGAUUUUGUAUGUUGCAGAGACAACAGAACAUAUUCCUACAGUUCAUUUUAGAGUAUGCAGUGUCUUCGGUACAAAGCGAUGACAUAAACAAUAGAAUUAGCAGAGUGUCACAACUCACAAACGAUAUUUCACAAUGUAUGGAAUCGCAAGCUUCGCAGGUAGAACGCGCUGAAUUAUACAUAACAAAAAGUGCUUCCAAAUGGUUAGACGAUGUGUUUGACAAAUUGAACAGCGAAGAAUUCCAAAGAAAUCGUCGGAAGAUAUCAGAAAUCGCAUCAUUUAUCCGUUCUCAAAACGAAACAUUGAAACGAUCACAGUCUUAG